AUGUCAUCAAAAUUUAAUGAAAAAGACAUAGAUGGAACUAAUGAAGAAAACUUAAAAGAGAUAGAAAUUAAGCCACAAAAUAAAAGACCAAAGCUAUUUGGAGAAGAUGGGAAAAUUUCGAGUGACGUGAGAAGGGAUUUAAAAAAAACAGAACAUUAUAGAACCAGCCAAGGCUUUACUCCAUUCGACCCUGACAUUGUAAAAGAGCAGCUGCAGCAGGUCACGUGAGGGUUUGGAGAAGAUGCAGAAAAUGAAGUCAUAAGCAAAGAAGAUAUGAUUUUUUAUGAAGAAGUAUUAGAUCUAAACAAAUUAAAAAAUCGAAAAGGAUUAACAGAUAAGCAGAGGAAAACUAUUAGGCAGCUUGAAGCUGCCAAUGAAAAAGUAGGGAAUUUUGCUAUCUCCCCUUUGGCUAUCGAGCAAAAACAUUGUUAAAAUCUUAAUUUGGUAAUUAACACCUUUUGAAUGAGAAAAUUUUGAUAAAUUUAAUUAAUUUUCUUUAUUUGCAAUUUUUAUAUAAAGUCUAAUUAUCUCACCUCAUAAAGCCUUUUUCACUAACUAAUCAGGGAGUAAGGAGCUUGAGAAUUUACACAAGAAAACUCAAGAAGGCUUAACUCAAGGCCAAACCAGAAGAAUGGAACAAUUAGCCGAAAGGCUUGAAGAAAUGCAAGGUGAAAGAGACAUGAUAGAAGAAAAGCUAAGAUCAAGCUUUUUUGACUCCUACCAACCUUUUAAGAAAAAAGUCAAAGGAGAAUACGACUACAGCAGUGAUGAAGACGAAUUCUAUGACCGAGCCAAAAAUAAUCCCAAAAUAGUCCAAGAAUCCUCAACUGAAGAGCUUCAAGAAAAACUCGGCAAGCUUUUAAAUGAAAGAUUACAGGUCAGAAUAGAAAUAGAAAAAUCCAACCAAGAAGAAGAAUUUGACGCUGAAGACACCUUAGACGCUUAUAUGAAUGAAAACUCUGUUGUCUUGAAAAGGGAAAAUCUAGAUAGGCUAGCUAUGAAAUUGAGAGAUUUAAAUUCAAAAAUUGAUGAAAUUUAUGCAGUCAAGCCUGGAUUAUGCCCAAAGCAAAAAGAAGAAAUAAAGAUAAUAGAAGAGGUAAGCAAAGAAGAAGACAAAGAAAUAAGAGAUGGGCUUAAAAAGAGAAGAGUAUAUGGAGCUGAAGAAAAGCCUGUCCCAAGAAAUGAAGAAAUUAAAGCAAAUGAUCUGGAUUUUUAUGAUGAAAAUGAAUCAUGAAUGCCUCCAGAAGGCCAGACAGGCGAUGGCAGGACUAAUUUGAAUGAAAAAUAUGGGUAUUAA
This is a messenger RNA of Blepharisma stoltei, 1297 nucleotides long. Lineage: Eukaryota; Ciliophora; Heterotrichea; Heterotrichida; Blepharismidae. The record is from the annotation of a GenBank genome assembly.